CGCCCACAAGUGCCGCCCACUUUUCGCGCAGAGUCCCGCACAUUGGGCUGCGGUAUAUUCUCAUCCGAGAGCCGCUCAUCUUCAUACUGGUUCGAUUUGCCCUAGAAACAAAUGCAGCUUUGGAACGAUUACUUUAUUCCUCAUUUGGUUUGACGUAGCGAACUAACGUAGGAAGGAAUGUUAAGGGAUGGCCGGCUAUAUUCUCGGGAAUGAAUAUUGUCUAUCGUAGCCUACUCAUGGCGUAUCAGCAAACUGUCAUCUUCCAAUCUUCCAUCCUAUCCGUGAUGUUUUGACAUAUCGAUGCGUCGUUUGAAUGUGCAACAGGCUCCCGCCAUAUAUUCAUGCGGUUUAUGGAGACGACGGGGCAUCAAAGGGAGGAUGUGUCCUAUGCUCUACACAUAUUUGCUUGUAGUCGUUACAAAUAUAACCAUUUAUUAACGUUGCUCACUUACGACCAUGACACACUGAAUGGUGUCUUUGAUCUAUACACAACUGGACCGCACUUCAAUUUGGCGAAGUCAUUUUUUGUAGAAGUUUGUGUCAGAUUAUAAGGGAAUUUAAAAUGUCAACGCAAGUAACGGGGAGGAAAAGAAUUCCCAACCGGGAGAAACUAUCGGCGGAGGAUGAUUCUCUCAGUCAUAUAGCUCGAGAGGCGGAGGCAAGACUGGCAGCUAAACGGGCAGCCCGGGCAGAAGCCAGAGAAAUCCGAAUGAAGGAAUUGGAGAGGCAACAGAAGGAGGAGGACAGUGAGCGGUAUUCCCGCCACUCUCUGAGACAUGCCUCGAUAUCAGAUGAUGAAGAGCGGAUCUCGGUUGGCAGUCGGGGCAGUUUGAGGGGCAACCACACAGAUCUCUGCAACAGCUGCAGCAGCAGUCUGCCUACAGCCAGACUACAAAAUGGACGGCCCUCUGCACUUUUUAGUGAAAUCCCCCGUUCAAGAAGUCACAGGGGGUCACUACAUGAAGAGAGCUCAUACUCUGCCACUAGGCGUUUCAGUGGCUCCAGCGCUAGAGGCCCUUCAGACUACAAUGGCUUUCUGGGUUCCAGUUCCAGGGCCUCAUCUAGGGCUAGUUCAGCCCGUGCCAGUCCAGUGGUGGAGGAAAGGUCAGAUUUCCUGGAAAAGGGGUCCAGGACAGCCUCCACCCUCUCUGCUGCAACUCUGGCAUCUCUGGGUGGAGGUUUAUCACGAAGAGGAAGCUGUGAUACUUCGAUUUCAGCUGACACUGAGGCCUCCAUACGGGAAAUGAAGGACUCCCUUGUGGAGGUGGAGGAGAAGUACCGUAAGGCAAUGGUGUCCAAUGCUCAGCUGUACAAUGAGAAAACAAACCUAAUGUAUCAGGUGGACACAUUGAGAGACACUCUGAUGGAGCUGGAGGAACUUCUGUGUGAGACACGCAGAGAGUGUGAGGAGAAAACCAGAGACUUCGAGCGAGAGCAUCAUGCCCACAGUGUCCUGAAGUUCCAGUUUGAGGAGAUGAAGGAAACACUGAGGCAGAGUGAAGAGUUGCUGACGGUAACCCAACAGUCUCGUGGGAAGCAGGCGGACUAUAUUAGAGAGAUCGCUGACUUGCAAGAAACAUUGGAAUGGAAAGAUAAAAAGAUCCAGGCCUUAGAGAGGCAGAAGGAAUAUUCAGACAUUAUCCAUGAUGAACGCGAGGCACUCAGGGACGAGGUUUACCGGCUUAGGGAUGCUCUAAAGAAACAUGGCAUUGUGCUGGGAUCUAAGGUGAUAGCCAAUGGGGAGGUAGCAGACGGGACGAUUGAUGGGCAUGCGGAUGUGGAAACAGCCUCCAGAUUGAAUCAAGACUCUCAAAUGAGUGGAGACAGCGUGUUAGAGAUCAGAUUGAGGAAGUUGGUGGAAGAGAGAGAGAGUUUGCUCGACCAGGUACGGAAGUAUAAAACCAUUGGAGAGCAGAAACAAAAGAAUGGGACAGAAGAAGCAGGAAUCACAGAUGAGGAUGACCUACAGAAUGGUCUGGACCCUCAUAUUCUAGAUCUGCAGAGAGAUGCUAACAGGCACAUCAGUGACCUAAAAUUCAAGCUGGUCAAGUCUGAGCAAGAAGUCACAGCACUUGAACAAAAUAUCAUUCGGCUGGAGGGUCAGGUGAGCCGCUAUAAAACGUCUGCUGAGGCUGCAGAGAAAGUCGAAGAUGAACUAAAAGUGGAGAAACGCAAGCUGCAGAGAGAGCUGAGGUCUGCACUUGACCGUAUCGAUGAGCUGGAAGCAAGCAACAGCCACCUUACGAAGAGACUAGAGAAGAUGAAGGCCAAUCGGAGUGCCCUUUUGGCACAGCAGUGACGCCCAUCUGUGCCCAUUCUGCAGUCAGGGGCAUGAUUCCCAUCUAGCACCAAUGAUCUGCCACCCUUAUAAAACUAAAACAUGUAUCAAUAUCAUAUCAAAUAAGCCCAAUCAUUAUCAUCCUAAUUGAAAGUAAAUAUGGCUGACAGGCAUGAACAUCAAACUUCAUUUGUCUUCUAGUGGGAGUCCAAGAGGCGGACAUAUCAACAACUCUAACUGAGGCUCAUCAAAGUGACUUUUGGUUUGGAUUAGCAGAAUUUAGGCCUUCAAUGAGGUCUCAAAAUGUUUUGACUGGUUACGGAUCUCUAAGUCUACAAACCAACUCACCACAGGAAGAGCACAGUUAUGGCAGCAUGUUCCUUUAUGGUAGCAUGUUAGUUAUGUAAUCCAGUGGUGAGGGACAUUGAAUAAUCUUAGCAGACCGUGCACUUUAUCCAUUCCAGUACUCAAAUUUUGUGUUAUGUGGAAACUGUAACUUACAGUGCCCGUAAAGUGACUUGUUCGGUUUACUUAGUUUUGUCGUGGCCACGACAUAAUAACUCGUGGGAACGUGAUAAUAUGUCAUGGCCACGAGAUAUUAAUUUGUGGGAACGUCAUAUUAACUCGUGGGAAUGUCAUAUUAUGUCGUGGCCAUGAGAUCAUUUUGUCGAGGUAAGGACAUCCUUAUGUCGUGGCCUCGAGAUGCUAUGUUGAGGGAACAACAUCCAUUUCUCGUGGCCACGACUUCUUAUAAUGAGGGAACGACAUGUUUUUCUCGUGGUCACGAGUUUAAUGCGUAAACAAACCUGUGUGACCAUAGCAACCCAGGAUUAUCAGAGAUGGAUUCAUUCAUAUUUUAUUUUGAAUUACGAAAUUAUUAUAUUAUUUAUACAUAUGAAAUUUAUAUAUUUACAUUAUGACAUUUUAUGUUAAUGUCGAGCAUUUACAGUACGCUAUUAUUUACAAAAAUAUUCAGAAU
Molecule: messenger RNA, 3257 nt
Organism: Carassius carassius (crucian carp)
Lineage: Eukaryota; Metazoa; Chordata; Actinopteri; Cypriniformes; Cyprinidae
Product: leucine-rich repeat flightless-interacting protein 2-like
Exons: 20
Coding region: 563-2299 (578 amino acids)
Biological process (GO): regulation of transcription by RNA polymerase II
Molecular function (GO): DNA-binding transcription factor activity, RNA polymerase II-specific; RNA polymerase II cis-regulatory region sequence-specific DNA binding
Source: RefSeq, a predicted model, not a curated record